AUGGUGUCCAGAAUUGCUAUCAGCGCUCUGAGAGCAGCUGCUCGCCCCAGAGCCUUCGUUGCUCUGCCUCAGAGCUAUAGCGCUCGGUCGAUGGCCACCAAUCCCCCUCCCUCGGAACGCGCGUCGGAACUCAUCGAGAAGCUUCCUUCAUCCCCCAACCUGAUCACCAAAACCGGCACUGCUCUUCUCGGUGUCGGUGCUGCUGCCGCGGCCAUUUCUUCGGAACUCUACGUCGUCAACGAAGAGACAAUCAUUCUCGUUGCCUCCGCCAUCGUGUUCACCUACAUCGCUAAGGUCAUUCGUGAGCCAUACACCGAGUGGGCCGACGGUCACGUCCAGCGCAUCAAGAAGAUUCUCAACGACGCUCGUGCCGAGCACACUGGUGCCGUUAAGGAGCGCAUUGAUUCCGUUGGACAAAUGAAGGAUGUCGUCUCUGUCACCGAGGCUCUCUUCGCUCUCUCCAAGGAGACUGCUAAGCUUGAGGCUGAGAACUUUGUUCAACACCAAAAGAUAACCAUGGCCGCCGAACUCAAGUCUGUUCUCGACAGCUGGGUCCGCUACGAGCAGCAAUUGAAAGAGAGCGAGCAGGCUGACCUCACUAAGACCGUCAUCGACAAGGUUGUUGCUGCCCUCAAGGAUGAGAAGACUCAAAAGGAUAUUUUGGCCAGCGCUGUCGCUGAGAUUGAGCAACUCGUCAAGAGCAAGGCUAUCUAA
Molecule: messenger RNA, 714 nt
Organism: Psilocybe cubensis
Lineage: Eukaryota; Fungi; Basidiomycota; Agaricomycetes; Agaricales; Agrocybaceae
Exons: 6
Coding region: 1-714 (237 amino acids)
Biological process (GO): proton motive force-driven ATP synthesis
Molecular function (GO): proton transmembrane transporter activity
Source: RefSeq, a predicted model, not a curated record